GGCAGCGGCCGGGCCCCGCGCGCUCCAUGGCGGCCGCCGGCGGCCCCGACGAGGCGGACGAGGCGGUUCGCGGCACCUGCGAGGACGCGUCUGUCUGCAAACGGUUUGCUGUCAGUGUUGGCUACUGGAAGGACCCUUACAUCCAGUAUUUUGUGAGACAAGCCAAGGAAAGAAAAGCACCUGAGAUCAAUAGAGGUUAUUAUGCUCGUGUUCACGGAGUCAGUUAUCUGAUUAAAGCGUUUCUAAAGAGGACAGAAUGCAACUGUCAAAUUGUUAAUCUUGGGGCUGGCAUGGACACCCUGUUCUGGAGACUGAAGGAUGAAAAUCUUCUCCCUAGAAAAUAUUUUGAAGUGGAUUUUCCGAUGAUCGUUGCAAGAAAAAUACACAAUAUCAAAUCAAAACCUCCCCUGUCAAAACCAAUUAUGGAAUCCCAUUCAGGGGACUCUCUUCUAAUAGAUUCCCACAGCCUUGACUCCAGUCGAUAUUCCAUUGUGGGAGCAGAUCUCCGUUUCUCGUCAGAUCUGGAGGAGAAGCUGAAGAAACACAACUUGGAUGUACAUUUGCCAACACUACUGGUGGCAGAGUGUGUGCUGGUUUACAUGACCCCCCAGCAGUCUGCAAACCUGCUCAAGUGGGCAGCAAGCACCUUUCCCGUGGCCAUGUUUAUCAAUUAUGAGCAGGUGAACAUGACGGACCGGUUCGGGCAGAUCAUGAUCGAGAACCUGCAGCGGCGGCAGUGCAACCUGGCCGGGGUGGAGGUCUGCAGGUCCUUGGACUCCCAGAGGGAGCGUCUGCUGUUGAACGGCUGGGAAACCGCACGUGCCAUCGACAUGAUGAAGGUGUACAGCUUUUUGCCACAGGCUGAUGUCAAAAGAAUAGAAGCACUUGAAUUCCUGGAUGAAAAGGAACUGUUUGAACAACUAAUGCAGCACUACUGCAUCUGCUGGGCUUCAAAGGACAGCAGCAACCUGGGUCUCGCAAACAUCGACUUCUGAGGGUCUGGCUGGAGGGAAGGGAGCCCAGGAGCCCCAGUGACUGCCUUGGCUUGGGCCAGGAUGCAGAAAUAUGGACUUUGCAUGUGCCAACCCCAGCCUGUGUCCAUGUGACGGUGCUGGGAACUGUCCUGCUGGCUUUGGGUGCUUUUAAGGAGUAUUUUUUGUGAGCAAUUGUUAUGAGGCAAGACUUGCCCUCCAUUCCCAGAUGUCUAAUGAUGGACUUUCACAAGGUGUCAGUGAUUCCUGUCUAAAGCUUGCCUUCCGUAGUUUAAACCUGAAAGUAAAGUGUUGUUGGGUUCUUUGAUUUUCCUCCCUUGUCUUUUUGUGGGUGUGUAACGUGUAUUUGUGGCAGGACGGUGGAAACGCUGGAGAGCUGCAUCACUGGGCACCUGCACUGUGCAUGGCUGAUCAGGAAGGUGCAAUGUGGUUCAUUUUCAUUCUCUUCUGGUCUAAUUUUGGUGAAGUGUCACCGUGUUGGCUUCUCCAGGCUUACUGUUGUCCAAGGCUAUCCCUGUGCUGGGCGUUCUUGUAGGGGAAGGGUAGAGGAGAAGGGGAGCCCUGAUGUAAAUUUGUUCAGUGGUGUACAAGAAACUGGAAAGUAGAUGUUGUUUAACUGGGAAGGGCUAAGCUUGGCAGUUCAGCACUGGGAUGGUUGAAAGUAAGAAAGAAAUUAAUCUCAAUUUGCACUGUUUCUGGUAGUAUCUUUACACCAGUUUCUUCUUUCCCCUUAAAAGAAGCGAAACAAAAUUCCCAAGAGUAAUGAAAUCCCUUGUCCUGUUGUUUGAAAUUGAAUCUUGCAACCUUCCUAUGAGAAAAAUAAUAAAUGUUUAGUAUUUAUAA
Molecule: messenger RNA, 1835 nt
Organism: Empidonax traillii (willow flycatcher)
Lineage: Eukaryota; Metazoa; Chordata; Aves; Passeriformes; Tyrannidae
Gene: LCMT1
Product: leucine carboxyl methyltransferase 1
Exons: 11
Coding region: 27-995 (322 amino acids)
Biological process (GO): C-terminal protein methylation
Cellular component (GO): cytosol
Molecular function (GO): protein C-terminal leucine carboxyl O-methyltransferase activity
Source: RefSeq, a predicted model, not a curated record